Messenger RNA from Argiope bruennichi, 3868 nucleotides. Its product is annotated as mRNA decay activator protein ZFP36L2-like. The transcript has 2 exons. Lineage: Eukaryota; Metazoa; Arthropoda; Arachnida; Araneae; Araneidae. Gene Ontology annotation, molecular function: mRNA binding; metal ion binding. The record is from RefSeq and is a predicted model, not a curated record. Bases 295 to 1212 code for a protein of 305 amino acids.
AAGUUGGAUCCAGUGGGCUAACGGUUCGCACUCUGCGUUGAUUGUGCGCUGAGCGGUGGUGCUGUGCGAAAAAGAAACUAUGUUCUCCGUGUAUUAUUUGUAGCAGCGGUGUUUCAGGCCGUUUCCAACGAAGAACAUAUCACUGAGUUCCACAUUACUGUUAAAUGCUUAUUCUAUCCAGGUAUAAAUUGAGAGCGGCUUUAUCCUACCGGUUGUUGAUCAACAAGUGGGUGUUAUUUUUACUUUAAAGCGCUCUAAAAAAACCAGUGAUAAUCCUAAAUCGGAUAGAUCAUCAUGACACUUAUGUGUAUCGACCGAUCACAGUCUCCAACGCACAAGGGAAACUUCCUGCAGGGCGGGAAAUCAUCUGUGAGCAAUAUCAACAACAAUCAACACAAUGCCAACCAUCGAAGGAACUCUUGUAGUCCGCCUCUAUCCAAGAAUGUCUGCAACCAGCAACAACAGCAGCAUGAUAUCCCCGCCAAGUCAAACGCCAACUCGGAUUCUAGAAAGCUGGAGAGGAGUUGCAGUGAAUCGGGCACGGACAGGCGAGUCGUACAGUCCAACUCGAGCCGCUACAAGACAGAACUUUGCAGGCCGUUCGAAGAGAAUGGAACUUGCAAAUAUGGUGACAAGUGCCAAUUCGCCCACGGGAGGAAGGAGCUGCGUACCUUGAUCCGACACCCCAAGUACAAAACAGAACUCUGCCGUACCUUCCACACCACUGGCCUGUGUCCCUAUGGUCCGAGAUGCCACUUCAUUCACAACAGCGAGCAGAACAAGAAGACGCUCCUGACGACUCUCACUGCACCCACAUUGCCCAGGCAGGAAGAUCCCAGACCCAGCCUCGGAUCCGAUGGAGAACUGUCACCUCCAUCCAGCCAUGGUGGGUCCCCAACAGAAACAAAAAGUUUUGACGACAUUUUCCAGCAAACGACACCUCUGUCUCCGUGCUUCAACAAUGGGUUUUUCAAUCAGGAUGCCCUUCUGAACUUCCAGAGGUUCAUCGACUUUGGUGGCUUCGACUGCAAGAUGGAUUUCUACGAUUCUGUAAAUGGCUUCAAUGAUAAAUUCCUUUCCAACAACAAUAAUUACCAUAAUGGACCCGUUUUGGACUUGCAUCCCGUUGGUCCACUUACACCAACUACUCCACUCGAUACCAACGUCGGUUUCUUCCGACUUCCUAUAUUCGAUGCCUUUCAGAAAGUAUAAGCGACUUAUUUAAUCUGUUGCCUAGAGGAGAUUUAACUUAAUUUUAAAGUAUUAUUAAAAUUUUUGUUAAAAUUGUAAUCAAAAUUUCAAGGAUUACUACUCCAUUUUUUCACACAUGUUUAAUGAUGAAACGAUUCUUAUUUAGAACUAAUUUUAUUAAAAUUGGAUGUUUAUGACGAGCGAUUCGUAUUUAGAAUUUAUUUAAUUAUAAUUGGAUGCUUACAAAAAUUAAAAAAUAGUUAAGAUAUAAUUUUGAAUUUAAUAGACAUUGCAACAAAUUAAGGUGCUUAAGCUUAAAAUUCCAAAUAAGUUCAGGCUUGCCUGCAGUCGUCUAUGGAUAAUUUAAAAACGAAACAUUUAUUUUCAAAUUAUUUUUAUUAUCUUCUAUUUGCUUCACAAAAAAUUAAAUUGUUUUAAAAGUUAGACUUUAUAGAUGUUUUUUACUAAGCCUAAUUACAUAGAAUCUUUUUAUUAAGCCUAAUUAUUAGAAAUAUAAAUAAAGCAGCCAUCAUAUCGAAUGCUUUUACCCACAUGCCAAUUAUAGCUAAAUAUGGAAUUUUGCCGCGUGAAUUCACUAUGAUCUCAUUCUUCUUGUCAUAAUUUUUUAGUUUUUCACUGGCAGAUUCUAUUUUUUGGCUCUGUUAUUAAUAAUAGCAAACUUUUCAUUACAAAUUUGUUAUUUCUCCUCUGGGCAAACGAACUCAGAUAAGACAGUUUACAAUCAUAUUUCUAAAAAGUUUUAUAUUUAAAAUGAAAAAAAAAAUAUAUAUGGUGUGUGUUGGUUUUAAAUAAGUUUCAAUAUUGCUGUCGUAUGAUAUUCAAAUUAUAUUUUUAUCGGUAAUGAACAUUAUUGUAUCGUGAAAAAUGUUUGAAGCUUUGAUCUUACCCCUUUGUUGCAGUGUUAUCUGGGCAAAUUUGUGGUAGUCAUAUAUUAUAUUUUACAUAUUAUAUAUUUAUUUGAUUUGCAUUGUAAAGUAGGUCAUUCUAUAAAUAUUUUAUUCUGUGGAUGUACGUGCUUGUGAGCUGUUGUAAAUGAGAUGAUGUUUUUGAUGUCAUAGAUAAUGCUUUCUUAACUUGUUUUAAGUGAUGAAAGGUCAUAUGCAUGCAUAAUUUAGAGAUGAAAAAAAAUCAUUUUUAUUUGUGUAGUCAAUUCCUACGAUAAUCUUGUCCAAGUAUAUGAAACUAAUUUCUGGACUUGAUUGGAAUCCGCCUUCACUUUAUCAUGUAUUUAAAUAUUUAUUUAUUUUAAACUAUUACUUUAGGUAUCUAUUAAGAAGAUUUUAAUGCUUAUUAUUUAAACUUGCAUGUCCUUGUGAUCAUAACCUUUGUAUGUUCGAUAGAUAGAUGUUGUCUGCAUUUAAUUUGUUUUCAUGCUGUUUUGAAAUCAUUAACUGCACAAUCCGAAAGGGAAUCGUUACCAGUGAUAAUUUAUGUUAUUUAAUUUCCCUUUUUUGUGUUCGUAAUUAUUUAAGAAUUACCUGUAAAAGAACGAGAAGGCACUAGUUUUCUUUGCAAUAUGUUAACUUUUGUGUUAACCUCUUUUUUUUUAUUAUUAUUAUUAAAAACAGAUGUUUUAUAUUUAUUAGUUAAAUUUGUGCUUAUGUUUUUGAAAAAUGUAUGAUCAGUUAUCAGUUUUUCUCUGACAUUAUUUUUAUGAUUAAAAUAAAUUAAUAGUUUUUCUUUGUUGAAUUUCGCACGUAUAAUAAUCAAAGUGUCUUAACUACGAACCUCAUAUGCAAAAUAAUAAUUUAUAGUAAUUAAUCUAUUUUGCACUAUUACUUUUAAUGAAUAUGUGUGUGUUUUGUAUGUUUUUAACUAAAUUUUAAAUAAAACGAUUUUCGCCACAAAAAAAAAGCUACAUAUAUUAAUCGAUACACAUUUUUUAAAUUAAAAUCUUUUUCAUAAUUCCUCAUUUUAAAUAACCAUUAAUCAAUUAAGAAAUGUAGAAUUAUUUCCAAAUAUAUAUCAGUAAUAUUGUGUGUUUAUCCUUAGUAUGUAUAGAAAAAUAUGAGUUUCGAUUUACCUUUGAUAUUUUCUGUGCAUUAUCUGAAAUUUUAUAACAUAGCCUUACUGAUAAGUUUUUUUUAUAGCUAGAUACUUGAGAGUUACGUAACGCUGUGUUUUUUUUUAUGCAUAAAUUAUUGUUUAUGCUCUUAAUUUUAUUGCUGAAUAUCAAACUUAUUAAAUUGUUUAUUUGAUAAAAUUUUAUCAAUUUGGUAUAAUUUAAUAUUUUAUUAUUGUAAUUAUUAUUAUGAAGCCGUUACUUUAACUCUCAGGUAUGCCUUAUUUAAAUUUAUUAUAUAGUAUUUAUGGAUAUGAAAAAGAUGUCUAUCUAUUAUGUAUGUUAUGUGUGUUAUUUUUCGUGAUAUGCAAAAAUGCGAAUGCCUUACAACCAUGGUGUCUAUGAAAAUCAAGUGCCUUUAAUUUAUGGGACCAAAUUCGUGUUCCUGUGUUACUGUGUGUGACAUAGCAUUUUAAAAAAUGUUUACAACAUUCCCGUGAAUGCAGAGUGUAACUUUCAAUCAUAUUUUACUGCCCGUUUGCUACAAAAUUCGAAUUUUAAGUACACUUUGUUGUGUACUAUAGCACAAAAUGAAAGAGUGGGCAUUUUUAUUGUGAAUAAAGUAUAAAUUAUUAAAUAAAGUGAGAUAUCUCA